UGAACUUCGUAAGCUUAUUAGUUAUAUUAAUUCCGAUGACUGGGAAGAAUCUACAAAGCCUAUUAUUACUAGAAUUAUGAAGGUUAUAAAAGAUGAAGGGCAAGAAUCAGAAGCUGAAAAAAUUCAAAACAUUAAAACUUCAGUUGAAGUUAUUGGAGGUUCAGUUGAGGAUCUAAAAGAAAUGCUAGCAAAG
Dentiscutata heterogama is the source of this 193-nucleotide messenger RNA. NCBI's taxonomy places the organism in Eukaryota, Fungi, Glomeromycota, Glomeromycetes, Diversisporales, Gigasporaceae. The record is from the annotation of a GenBank genome assembly.